AUGGAAUUCAACACCAAAAACAAGAAGAGAUCUCUCUUCGCUUUGAUUUCACUCGUUUUCCUUUUCUUGCUAUCUUUCAAUGGCGCUUCGAUCUUCUCCGUCAAGAUUCCUUCACUGGGUUCCCACUCGCCGGGAAAACCAGUCCGAGACUCCAGAAACUUGAUCUCGGUAUCUUCUUCCUCAUCGUCGUCUCAUGCAGUAAAAGGAGAAGCUCCGUCUACAAUUUCAAUUCCUCAUUUGAAAUUACAGACCCAUUCCGUCGAAAAACCAGUCGCCAGCGCCGGAGAUUCGAAGAACUUCGUCUCUGUACCUUACUUCAGGUACACGGUACAACACCCACAAAAACAAAUGGCUCCGGCGAAAGAAGAAACCCAAAAUAUAAAUCCAAACACCCAUUUGCCUCUUUUGCGUAAAUCCCACAGUUUAUCAGUUGAAUCUGAGGAUUCCCCAAUCAGAAACAAGAAACUCUUGAAGACGUUGGCUACUUUGGGGUCUUCUCGCGGCCGCCGGGGAGACGAUUUUCCGGCGAGAGUAAAGGAACAUUUUAGCAAGAAGAACGACAGCGUUUCAUGCAAGGUUCGUUUCUUUAUGACUUGGAUUUCUCCAUUGAAGUCGUUUACUGAAAGAGCAUUUCACUCCAUCGAAUCCAUAUUCAAAACCCAUCCAAAUGGGUGUCUUCUGAUUGUAUCAAACUCGUUGGAUUCGAUCAAAGGACGACAGAUUCUGAAACCCUUUUCGGACAACGGGUUCCGAGUAACUGCAGUUUCUCCUGAUUUCUCUUAUCUGUUCAAGAACACCAUGGCAGAAUCUUGGUUUUCAAGGCUAAUCCAAGGUCAUGUUCAUCCUGGUGACAUCCCAUUAGGCCAAAACAUAUCCAAUCUCCUUCGUCUUUGUUUGUUAUAUAAAUAUGGUGGAGUUUAUAUCGACACAGAUGUUAUUGUCUUGAAAAGUUUCGCCAAAUUGAAGAACUCGAUCGGAGCACAAACAAUCGAUCCAAAUUCCAAGAACUGGAGCAGGUUGAAUAAUGCAGUCAUGGUGUUCGACAAAAUGCAUCCCUUACUCUACAAAUUCAUUGAAGAAUUUGCUCUAACUUUCAAUGGUAAUAAAUGGGGUCACAAUGGUCCUUACAUGGUUUCAAGGGUGGUUUCAAGGCUGCAAGGGAGACCUGGAUUCAAUUUUACCGUUUUACCCCCGAUGGCGUUUUAUCCUGUUAACUGGGACAAGGUCCGGAUCCUCUUUCGUGGGGCUAAAAACGAGUCGGAUUCAAGAUACUUGAAGGGUAAACUUGAGCAGAUUCGAAACCAAAGUUAUACCGUUCAUCUUUGGAAUAAGCAAAGUAGAGUGUUUCAUAUCGAAGAUGGGAGCAUUCUUAGAAAGAUUUUAUCUGUUCAGUGUAUUUUCUGCGGUUCAUCUAGCAACGAAUAUAUCGCAAAUACUAUAGGAUAA
This is a messenger RNA of Cynara cardunculus var. scolymus (artichoke), 1446 nucleotides long. RefSeq lists its product as uncharacterized. NCBI's taxonomy places the organism in Eukaryota, Viridiplantae, Streptophyta, Magnoliopsida, Asterales, Asteraceae. The record is from RefSeq and is a predicted model, not a curated record. Bases 1 to 1446 code for a protein of 481 amino acids. The transcript has a single exon.